Molecule: messenger RNA, 1746 nt
Organism: Medicago truncatula (barrel medic)
Lineage: Eukaryota; Viridiplantae; Streptophyta; Magnoliopsida; Fabales; Fabaceae
Product: UDP-N-acetylglucosamine transporter UGNT1
Exons: 10
Coding region: 306-1340 (344 amino acids)
Source: RefSeq, a predicted model, not a curated record
AACUGAAAAGAGAAUUUUGUUAUCCAAGUUGUUCCAUUUUUUUCCAAUAAACAAGACAAAGAAAAGGUAUAGUGGUGGUUUGGUUGGAUGGCAAAGACAAGUUGACGAGGUCGUCAGUCAGGGUCAAGUUCGGAGUUCUCAUUCAUUGCCGUCUCUAAAAUCUCUUCCAAAUCAAUUUUCCAACCUCAUAUAACCCCCAAUUUUAUCUUCUUCCAUCACCUUCUUCAACUUCGAUUUCAGCAAUUUUUUAAAUCGAAAAAAAACCGUUUUUUUCUUCCUCGUAAGAUUAUCAUCAUUAUCGUAUCAUGUCUCUGAAAACGUCGAAUUCUUCGGAGAAACCGAUGCUUCCAUUAUCGGAUCCUCCCAAAAACCAAAUCGAUGACAAACUUUUCAAAGGCUCUGCUAUGACCAAACGUGGUGCCUACGCUGCAAUCUCGUAUAUGUCUUGCGCUGUUUUGUUGGUGAUGUUCAAUAAAGCAGCUCUUUCAUCUUAUAACUUCCCAUCUGCAAAUGUAAUCACACUUCUUCAGAUGGUUUCUUCAUGUUUUUUUCUUUAUAUAUUGAGGCGCUGGAGGAUAAUUAGUUUUACAGCAAGUGAAUCUUUACUUAUAUCAGAUAAUUCAACAAAAUUUGUAUCACUCAAGACGUUGAAGCACACUUUUCCUUUGGCCGGAGCAUAUUUACUUUACAUGCUAGUCACGAUGGAGGCUGUUCGGGGAGUAAAUGUUCCAAUGUAUACAACUUUGAGGAGGACUACAGUGGUAUUUACAAUGCUUGUAGAGUUUGUUUUGGUGGGGCAGAGGUAUACACACUCUGUCGUUUUCAGUGUUGGCUUGAUUGUGUUUGGUGCGUUUGUUGCGGGAGCUCGAGACUUAUCUUUUGACACUUAUGGAUAUUCCGUUGUUUUCUUGGCAAAUGUCACCACAGCGAUAUAUCUGGCUACCAUAGCCCGCAUUGGAAAAACAAGCGGGCUUAAUAGCUUUGGCCUUAUGUGGUGCAAUGGUAUCCUUUGUGGGCCAGUUUUACUCAUCUGGACAUUUAUUCGCGGAGACUUGAAGACAACAAUAGAUUUUCCUUAUCUCUUUUCACCCGGUUUUCUCGUUAUUUUGCUUUUUUCAUGCAUACUGGCAUUCUUCUUGAAUUACAGUAUAUUUCUGAACACAACUCUAAAUUCAGCUUUAACACAGACAAUUUGUGGUAAUAUGAAGGAUCUAUUUACUAUUGGAUUUGGCUGGAUAAUUUUUGGUGGGCUACCAUUUGAUUUUUGGAAUGUAAUUGGACAAUUUCUCGGUUUCACUGGAUCUGGUUUAUAUGCUUACUUUAAGCUCAUUGGCAAAUAACUUUUAUUCAAGUUCUCUAGACGAACAUGAAGUCUUUUUCGAUGAGGAAAAAACACUUCAUUCAGUCAUUUAAAUGUGGUCAUCAUGAUUCCGUUGAAAAAUGAGAAUCUGAAUCAAACUCGGUUCUGUGGAACAUGUGAUUGACCAAUGUCUAGGUAGUUUUGUUAUAUAGUACAAGUUGACGACACAGAUAUUUUCUUAGGAAGAAGUAUAGUUCUACUGUUAUGGCUUUAGUGUAAUAAAACCUUUAUUAUUUGAUUUUGUAGUAUAUUUACUCAUUGCAAAUUGUGAAUCUUGUUCAUUACUUUCUUUGAAACUGUUGACAAACACUGUAUUAUAACCGUGAUUCAUCUUUGGGAAAGAAUUUUCUGGAGAGAAUUUAUCAAUUGAUUUCAUGAUGUCCCAA